UUUUUCUCUUUCAUAGCUAAUAUUAUUAUAGUUCUUGUUUUAAUAAACAUGAUUAUUGCAUUAAUGAAUGACACAUUUAAUAAGGCUAGAGAGGAUAGUAAUCUUGGACUUUUGAUGUAUAGAACAGAACUAAUUGAUGAUUUUGAAAGACUUGAUAUUCCCUUUAAUAAAUUUCAACUUAAUGAUUCACCAUAUAUUUGUUAUCUUCGAGAUCCUGACUUAAUGAAAAAAUGGAUGAAAAAAUCUCAAGAACUUAGAGAAACAAAAUUAUAUUCAUGGUUUAAAGAGAAUGUUGAUGAAGAAAUUAUUACUUAUGAUGGAGUUGACAUUAUAUCUUGGUACGA
This is a messenger RNA of Rhizophagus irregularis DAOM 181602=DAOM 197198, 344 nucleotides long. Lineage: Eukaryota; Fungi; Glomeromycota; Glomeromycetes; Glomerales; Glomeraceae. The record is from RefSeq and is a predicted model, not a curated record.